Molecule: messenger RNA, 1741 nt
Organism: Theobroma cacao (cacao)
Lineage: Eukaryota; Viridiplantae; Streptophyta; Magnoliopsida; Malvales; Malvaceae
Source: RefSeq, a predicted model, not a curated record
AUGUCAGUUCUUGGAAAUAAUUUUUUUCAUCUUUCUUAUAUUUCAAUUUCCUUUAUUUAUUCCAGGAUUUUAUUAAGUGAUUUCUGUUUAUUAGAGAAGGAAGGCACAGUUCUUACUUUCACUGGAAGCAUGGAAAAGUGUUCUCUUAAAGUAGUUCUGAAAGUGCACAAUCCCCAGUUUUACUGGAAGAUUAUGACAGAAGCUGAUUUAGGCCUUGCAGAUGCAUAUAUCCAUGGAGAUUUUUCGUUCGAAGAUAAAGAAGAAGGUCUUCUGAAUCUGAUCCUGAUACUCAUUGCCAACAGGGAGUCUAACUCUUCCGCCUCAGGACUGAUUAAGAAAAGGGGCUGGUGGACACCUGCACUGUUCACAGCCAGUAUAUCAUCUGCAAAGUAUUUCCUUAAGCAAGUCUUGAGACAAAAUACUCUUACUCAGGCUCGUAGAAAUAUUUCUCGUCAUUAUGACCAGAGUAAUGAACUUUUUGAGUCAUUCAUGGAUGAAACAAUGCAAUACUCCGCAGCAAUUUUUAAGGCGGAAGAUGAUGACCUGAAGGUUGCACAGCUAAGAAAAAUCACUUCUCUGAUCGAUAAAGCAAGAAUAGAGAAGUGGCAUGAAGUUAUUGAAUUCGGAAGUGGUUGGGGAUACUUUGCUAUUGAAGUUGUCAAAAGAACCGGAUGCAAAUACACUGGCGUCACUCUAUCAGAGGAACAACUGAAAUAUGCAGAAGCAAAAGUGAAGGAAGCCGGACUUCAGGACAACAUCAAGUUUCUUCUUUGUGACUAUCGUCAGUUACCAAAGACAUGCAAAUAUGACAGAAUCAUUUCUUGUGAGAUGUCAGAACAUGUUGGCAAUGAAUAUAUUGAGGAGUUUUUUAGAUGCUGUGAGUCAAUACUGGCAAAGGAUGGGCUUUUUGUCCUUCAGUUCACAUCGGUUACGGAGGGGCUUUACCAUGAGUACCUACGAAGUCCAGGCUUUGCGAAAGAAUAUAUCUUCCCUGGUGCAUGCUUGCUUUCACUGACUAGGAUGUUAUCAGCCAUGGCUACGGCGUCCAGACUCAGUGUGGAGCAUGUGGAAAACAUAGGAUCUAAUUAUGUCCAAACACUUAAAGGUUGGAGAAAAAAUUUCCUGAAAAACAAGAGCAAAAUUCUGGCCUUGGGGUUCGAUGAAAAAUUCACGAGGACAUGGGAAUAUUUUUUUGAUUAUGCUGCAGCUGGUUUUAAGUCACGUACUCUUGAAACUUACCAGGUUGUUUUCUCACGCCCUGGCAACUUUGCUGCACUUGGCGAUCCAUACCAAGGUUUCCCUUCAGCAUAUUCAUAUUGAUUCAACCAGGAUCAAGCUGCUUCUACCGGCUGCUAGUUAUGUCUGUGUCCCCACCUUUAUUUAUAUGUUUUAUUGGGAAAAAAAAAAAGAACCAAUGAAGAAAAUAAUCUAGUGAAGCUGGAAUGUAUCUAUGCAACAAUGGAGAAUGGUGUGAAAUAAUCUUUUAAAUAGGAAGAAGAUGAAGUCACAUGGACUACCACGUGACUGUAUCAAAGUAUCUUUUAUAUUCUGCAGUGUGAAUAGGCUUGUCCGCGUGCUUUUUUUUGUUUUAUUUUAGAAGGAAAACGCCAACCAGUGGUGUUGCAGGCCGCUGGUUUGUUAUUUGUAGUGCUGGCAUUUUCCUUUUUGCUCUCAUGUGGUCAUAUGCUGAUAAAUGUUGAAAUCGUGAAAUGACAAGCUAAGCCUCUGUUUUUCUUAUUCA